CACAAUUAAUUGCAUAUUUACAAGUGAACGCGAAAGCCGCAAAAAGACGCGCGAGUGAAUUAACGAGAACAAAACAAUUACAUCAGGUGAGUAAAGUGAUAUUAUUUAUACAAAAAAUGAAGAGGAAAACAUUUUAUAAUGAAAUGUGCAAAGUUAAAAAUGAGUGUGAAAGAAGUUCAGUGCGAUACGAAAGUUUAUCGGAAUUUAUAUAUAUUUUUCUUUUUAAAAUAAUGCAUCGUUGGAGCAAUAUGAUGGAGUCGAAUGAUAUUUUUAAUGUGACGCCACCAUCAACUUCCACUCCUAAGGGCUUAAAAAGGAAAAAAGUGCAACUAUCGCAUAAUUUUUACGCUAGCUCUUCAAGUCAAGUACUAACUCCGCACAGCCAAAACAUGUUUUGCUCUGAAGAAACUGCAACUGCUUCCGAGGGCUUAGAUGCAAACAAAGAUAUAAUGGCCAAGUUAGAUUUAAUUUUGGAAAAGCAAUUGAACUUGGAAAGUCGCCUGGACAAAUUGGAAGAAAACAUAAUUAAUAAAACUGAUGUCAUGGCCCACCACAAAAUCGUGCGAGAGACGAAAGUCCUAGUAAAAAAGGUGCAGCAGACAGUGUGCCGCAUCUCGGGAGAAAGUUGCGAAGACUUUCACACCGAACUGGCAGUUCUUAUGCCAAUGCAGACCUUGGAUGCGGUCUUUGAUUUGGAGGAGAAGAUAUUAGAAAAAAAUUAUGAAGAUGCAGUUAUAACAUAUCUUUUCACUUUAAAGGGCACUUCUGGGGACAUUGGCGAGGUUGUGAAGCGAGUUUUUGGCGACGAAGUCCUCAGUUUGUUCAAUUGGGAUGGGAGGUGCGGGAAGAAAUCGCUUUCAGAAUUAAAAAUAGUUAGCGUGGCUCUAUUUGAAAUUUUCAAACUGCAUGGACGCAUCGACUUCGAAAAGGAAGUCCGAAAGAGCGUUGAGCAAAGCCACAACAGGCAAAAGCAAAAACGCUAUUUGCUGAACAAAAAAAACUUAUAACAAAAUUGUAAAUUUUUCUUAAAAUACUAAUAUAAAAGAAAACAUACAAAAAAAAUUGAUUUUUAUUUCUAAAUAUAUUUUGCGGUAUUCCAUUAUGGCAAGUAAAAAACUAUAGUAUUUCACUUUGUAUUUAACUGCAAAAUGACGGUCAAAAAAAUUGUCAAAUCACUAGAAGUUUUACUCUCAUUUCACCACACAUUUUCUCAAAAAAUGACCGUCAGUAAACUAGUAAAUCUGCGGAAAAGCUACUAGUUAAUUUACUGGUAAAACACCGGGCACAUAUAACGUGAAUGAGCGGUGCAGCUAUACAUUUUGUUAUGCUACUAAGCUUUGAGUAAGAACGGUAUAUA
Messenger RNA from Bactrocera dorsalis (oriental fruit fly), 1357 nucleotides. RefSeq lists its product as uncharacterized. Bases 117 to 1007 code for a protein of 296 amino acids. The transcript has 6 exons. NCBI's taxonomy places the organism in Eukaryota, Metazoa, Arthropoda, Insecta, Diptera, Tephritidae. The record is from RefSeq and is a predicted model, not a curated record.